This is a messenger RNA of Paecilomyces variotii, 865 nucleotides long. RefSeq lists its product as hypothetical. The record is from RefSeq and is a predicted model, not a curated record. Bases 256 to 780 code for a protein of 174 amino acids. The transcript has a single exon. Lineage: Eukaryota; Fungi; Ascomycota; Eurotiomycetes; Eurotiales; Thermoascaceae.
GCACCGUGACUGCAACAUGGGUCUGUCGCCAACAACGCCUCGCCAUGAACGCCUGCAUGCUCGAGCACGCGAAGCCUGAAGAGGAAGAUCGCGCGAGAGAAGAGUGGUUCUUGAAAAGGGAGGAACGACGUCGUGAGAAAGAGCAGGAGCUGGCUGCGGUCGAGAAGAGACGUCUAGAGGUCAUUCAGAUGAUGAGGGAGGAUCAGGAAAGGAGGAGGAAGUUGAGAGAGCAGGAAUUGCAGCAGAAGAGAUGAGAUGAUUGAUCGCGAGACUCGUCUUUGUUGCUUCGGUCGGGGGGAAGUAUGCUGGUUGAACGCAGAAGUUCAAGGCAUACGUAAACGGAUGGUUCGUCAGGGAGGAGCUGGUCAUGGCUCUACAAGCUGCCACUGUCGACCAAUGUCUUCUCGCUUCGAGACAUGGACGUCCUGGUCCUCAGGGGCCAUGUUUGGCUCUCAAUGUCGAGCUGCUAUGUGUCAGACCGAGCACCAACACGCCUGGUGCACGGUGUAUAUAUGUGGACGUAUGUGGACGGCGGGAUGGACGACCUUGCAUGGAACGAUGGGGUUCAGUGGCGUUAUUUCUUUACUUCUACUUCAGGUGUAUGGAGUUGUGUGUGCUCUCCCAACUUUGUCUGUUGCUGGGAUUAUCUAUGUACACUAUAGUCACCUCCACCGGCUUAAAUAUUUUGGUGUCAUGCCUAAAAAGGUAUCAAAUAAACCCCCUUCCAUUGAGAAAAUAGUUCCUUCUCCCUCAAAAAAAAAGAUAUAUCCUUAUACAUGAUGGGUAGGUACAUCCUGCCUUGCGCCUCAAACUCCACUGUUCCUGCUUCUGGUUUCAAUUCAUAACCCAGCAAUCCAGUCCCGAU